Molecule: messenger RNA, 1587 nt
Organism: Eublepharis macularius
Lineage: Eukaryota; Metazoa; Chordata; Lepidosauria; Squamata; Eublepharidae
Exons: 5
Coding region: 1-1587 (528 amino acids)
Cellular component (GO): nucleosome
Molecular function (GO): structural constituent of chromatin; DNA binding; protein heterodimerization activity
Source: RefSeq, a predicted model, not a curated record
AUGGCGCGUACCAAGCAGACCGCUCGCAAGUCCACCGGCGGGAAGGCGCCGCGCAAGCAGCUGGCCACCAAGGCGGCUCGCAAGAGCGCGCCGGCCACCGGGGGCGUGAAGAAGCCGCACCGCUACCGGCCCGGGACCGUGGCCCUGCGGGAGAUCCGCCGCUACCAGAAGUCGACGGAGCUGCUGAUCCGCAAGCUGCCCUUCCAGCGCCUGGUGCGCGAGAUCGCGCAGGACUUCAAGACCGACCUGCGCUUCCAGAGCUCGGCCGUGAUGGCGCUGCAGGAGGCCAGCGAGGCCUACCUGGUGGGGCUCUUCGAGGACACCAACCUGUGCGCCAUCCACGCCAAGCGCGUCACCAUCAUGCCCAAGGACAUCCAGCUGGCCCGGCGCAUCCGCGGGGAGAGGCUCUUUGGGGAGCAAGUGGGUGGCUCUGAAAAGAGCCUUUGGGUUUGCACGGGGGGUGGGGCUGCCUGCUUGCUUUGGGGCGGCUCACUUGGAGCUGGUGUACUUGGUGACGGCCUUGGUGCCCUCGGAGACGGCGUGCUUGGCCAGCUCGCCGGGCAGCAGGAGGCGCACGGCCGUCUGGAUCUCGCGGGAGGUGAUGGUGGAGCGCUUGUUGUAGUGCGCCAGGCGGGAGGCCUCGCCGGCGAUGCGCUCGAAGAUGUCGUUGACGAAGGAGUUCAUGAUGCUCAUGGCCUUGGACGAGAUGCCCGUGUCCGGGUGCACCUGCUUCAGCACCUUGUACACCUAAGAGCAUCGGAGACAAUGUCUGGACGCGGCAAGCAAGGAGGCAAGGCCCGCGCCAAGGCCAAGACCCGCUCUUCCCGCGCCGGGCUGCAGUUCCCGGUGGGCCGCGUGCACCGCCUGCUGCGCAAGGGCAACUACGCCGAGCGGGUGGGCGCCGGGGCUCCCGUCUACCUGGCCGCCGUGCUGGAGUACCUGACGGCCGAGAUCCUCGAGCUGGCCGGCAACGCGGCCCGCGACAACAAGAAGACGCGCAUCAUCCCCCGCCACCUCCAGCUGGCCAUCCGCAACGACGAGGAGCUCAACAAGCUGCUGGGCAAGGUCACCAUCGCCCAGGGCGGCGUCCUGCCCAACAUCCAGGCCGUCCUCCUGCCCAAGAAGACCGAGAGCCACAAGGCUAAAGGCUGUGGAAGAACAUCACUGAGACUAACCAUGGCGCGUACCAAGCAGACCGCUCGCAAGUCCACCGGCGGGAAGGCGCCGCGCAAGCAGCUGGCCACCAAGGCGGCUCGCAAGAGCGCGCCGGCCACCGGGGGCGUGAAGAAGCCGCACCGCUACCGGCCCGGGACCGUGGCCCUGCGGGAGAUCCGCCGCUACCAGAAGUCGACGGAGCUGCUGAUCCGCAAGCUGCCCUUCCAGCGCCUGGUGCGCGAGAUCGCGCAGGACUUCAAGACCGACCUGCGCUUCCAGAGCUCGGCCGUGAUGGCGCUGCAGGAGGCCAGCGAGGCCUACCUGGUGGGGCUCUUCGAGGACACCAACCUGUGCGCCAUCCACGCCAAGCGCGUCACCAUCAUGCCCAAGGACAUCCAGCUGGCCCGGCGCAUCCGCGGGGAGAGGGCCUGA